AUGAGCGAAAUUGUACAACAAAUCAUGAACAAUAGUUGUUUGGCAGAGCCCAUCACUCCAGAGCUAUGGAAGAACCUUCAGCUCAACACAUACUUAGAAAACUUUCCAGGUGCUCAGAAUAUCACAUUGUCUCAAUAUGCCAAGAGUGUGCAUGCCGCUAACUUCUUUUGUGGGAUUGGAAGGCGAUGCAUGGCUGGUCAGCCUUGCGCCCCUGUUCCAAAGAUGGAUUGGUUGGUACUUUACUCUACCCAGCAAUGGAACUUUUACAUGAACUCUUUAUAUGAGGCCAUCGAGUCAGCUAUCAACAUAGUCCGCGGUCUUGCAAUCUUCGGCGGAUCCCUUGCUGGUCUCGUCUUGCUCACGGCGGCCGUCAUUGCUUAUGUUGGACCGAUUGCGUUUGUGCUCCUUGAUAGCGUGGCUGCUGAAGCCGCUACAGGAGAGACACUUGCCGUCAUUCCGACUGUUGCCACUACUGGACUGGUUAGACGACAUGUACAAGAAACGCUUUCCACCGACUUGUUUGCGGCUUAUGCUAAAUUAGAUUCAGACAUCACUAUGUUGCAUGCUAAACUCAAAACUGUGCUCUUCAACAAAAUGGGUGCGAUUUUGAAUAACCCGAUCCAUUCAGAUCAAGGUUUAUCAAACCUCUUGAAAGACGGGGUUUACCUCACACCUAAUCCCAGCAAGUCGUCGCUUCAACUAGGUGCACGAGAGGUUGCUCAGCUUACAGUCAUGUCAGAGUUGUUCAAGUCUUUGCAUCCUUGCACCAGCGAUGGCCCCAAUGGAGCUUUAGAGGGUGAAGACGUGUUGUCUUACUGUGCUGACGAUGGCUUAAUGAUGAACAUUGUCCAGGCUGAUGGCGAUCAUCUGGUGGAAAAAGUCACCAAUUCUCACUUGCUCGAAUCGAAGUAUGGGUAUAAAACCCGUUACCUAGUCACUGAAGCUUGGAGCUGUCAACAAAAAUCUGUCAACGGGACAGUCGCACCCGGCGAAAACAGGAUGAACAGUGAAUGCGUUUUCACUAUUCCAGUUUGUGAUCUACGAAUUCCUGCAAUCAAGAAACAGCUCGAUGAUAAUGACGGAAUCGUAGUAGCCUGCCGAGAAGCCGGCAAUCUACCCAUCUGA
Molecule: messenger RNA, 1125 nt
Organism: Melampsora larici-populina 98AG31
Lineage: Eukaryota; Fungi; Basidiomycota; Pucciniomycetes; Pucciniales; Melampsoraceae
Exons: 9
Coding region: 1-1125 (374 amino acids)
Source: RefSeq, a predicted model, not a curated record